This is a messenger RNA of Orycteropus afer afer, 420 nucleotides long. RefSeq names its product vesicle associated membrane protein 5 (gene VAMP5). The coding region runs from base 1 to 420 and encodes 139 amino acids. The transcript is spliced from 2 exons. Lineage: Eukaryota; Metazoa; Chordata; Mammalia; Tubulidentata; Orycteropodidae. Gene Ontology annotation, biological process: Golgi to plasma membrane protein transport. Gene Ontology annotation, cellular component: plasma membrane. The record is from RefSeq and is a predicted model, not a curated record.
AUGUGGGGGGCUUCAUGCAGCCCUGACCUUGGGCUUGGUGCCCAGGCAGGGAAAGAGUUGGAGCGAUGCCAGCGGCAGGCGGACGAGGUGACGGAAAUCAUGCUCAACAACUUCGACAAGGUCCUGGAGCGCGAUGGGAAGCUGGCAGAGCUGGAGCAGCGGUCAGACCAACUCCUGGACAUGAGCUCCACCUUCAGCAAGACAACCAAGACCCUGUCCCAGAAGAAGCGCUGCGAGAACAUCCGUUGCCGGAUCUACCUGGGGCUGGCAGUGAGCAGUAUCCUGCUUAUCAUUCUGAUUGUGCUGCUGGUCAUCUUUCUCCCAAAGAAUGGUGAAGGCAGCAGUGCUCCACAGGCCCAGGGUGCAGGCAUGGCCUCAGGGCCAAGGGGACUGACUUGGCUGGGCCUGCAGGAGAAGUGA